GUGCACGAAAGCUCCGGAUUGCGCUACUCCACUUUUGUCCUAGUCCCUCAUUCGCGCCCAUGCAGCUCCCCGGACUGCUACCGCGUCGUGUUGAAGCUGCCACUUUUGACCAUUUUGACAACACCACCACCUCCCAAGGCAAGCAACUGCGACCACGAUCCUGCGACAAUACCUGACAGUCAGGUGCCACCGACCUGUCAUCAAGCUCGAGUACGGCUUUCUGUUGACUGCCAUCGAGCCAUCUGGCAUCGAACCGCCCCCACUUGCAGUCACCGCUCGACCAACAAACAAAGGGGUUCCGCCGCGAAAACGAAACGAAACGACCAGCACCAGGGGAACCGUGAGGGCUAAAGGGCUCGAGGUGUAUACAACCGAUACUCGUUUGUUCUGAGUUCUUGGAUGUAUCUCACAAGAUGACGGAUUCAUUGCACAACGCGCCAAUCGUCCUGGACAAUGGCUCCGGUACGAUCCGCGCCGGUUUCGCAGGCGAUGACCUGCCCAAAUGCUACUUCCCUUCGUUCGUCGGUCGGCCCAAGCACCUGAGAGUUCUCGCCGGCGCGCUCGAGGGUGAGGUGUUUAUCGGGCAGAAGGCGGCAACGGAGCUCAGAGGCCUGCUCAAGAUCAGGUAUCCGCUGGAGCACGGCAUCGUCACGGACUGGGACGACAUGGAGAAGAUUUGGGAAUACGUCUAUGGCGAAGGCCUCAAGACGCUCAGUGAAGAGCAUCCCGUUCUCCUGACCGAACCACCCCUCAACCCUCGCAGCAACCGCGAUACAGCGGCCCAGAUCCUCUUCGAGACUUUCAACGUUCCGGCACUGUACACAUCAAUCCAAGCCGUUCUUUCAUUAUACGCCAGCGGUCGGACGACCGGUAUCGUUCUCGACUCAGGCGACGGAGUGUCACACGCGGUGCCGGUGUACGAGGGUUUCGCCAUGCCGAGCAGCAUCAGGCGGAUAGACGUGGCCGGACGCGAUGUGACCGAGUACAUGCAAAUGUUGCUGCGGAAGAGCGGCUACGUCUUUCACACCAGCGCCGAGAAGGAGGUUGUGCGGCUCAUCAAGGAGUCUGUCACUUACGUCGCCCAUGACCCCAGGAAAGAGGAGAAGGAAUGGGCAAACAGGACAGACCCGGCCAAGGGCGUGGAAUACGUUCUCCCGGACGGGCACAAGCUCAAGAUCGGUGCGGAACGGUUCAGGGCACCGGAAAUCCUCUUCGACCCCGAAAUCAUUGGCCUCGAGUACCCUGGUGUGCACCAAAUUGUCGUCGACGCCAUCAACAGGACGGACCUCGACCUGCGCAAGUCUCUCUACAGCAACAUCGUGCUCUCUGGCGGCAGCACAUUGACCCGGGGCUUCGGUGACCGUCUGUUGACGGAGCUGCAACGAUUGGCCGUCAAGGACAUGAGGAUAAAGAUUUUCGCGCCGCCAGAACGCAAGUACUCGACAUGGAUCGGUGGAAGUAUCUUGGCUGGUCUUAGCACUUUCCGAAAGAUGUGGGUGAGCAUCGACGACUGGCAUGAGAACCCGGAAAUCAUUCACACCAAGCUUACGUGAGACGGUUCUUGUUUUUAAUUCAUAUCGAUGAAGCGGUUUCCAGAUGGCGUUACUGGCUCCCCUCCCGUCGACGUUUAUAGAUCUAGAGCUGUGUUCACCAUUCUGUUGGGCCUAGCGAAAGACAAAAGGGGCAACAACCGGAUGAGUAGAUGGAGUUUAGAUAUCAUGAAGUUGGGAGCGAGAGAGAGAGGGGGGGAGAGAGAACGACGAUUAGCUGGAUUUGAGAUUUACCCACCCUCAAAAGACAUUGGCAUUCGCGGAGCCGUUGUCGUAGGCAAAAGGCAGCAUAUGAGGUAAUGGUCAGCUAGAAAGUUGAGAAUGAUACCCGAACCUGUUGUCUCUUUGAUCAGCUAUGCAAUUUGUGCGUUUGAA
Molecule: messenger RNA, 1925 nt
Organism: Colletotrichum godetiae
Lineage: Eukaryota; Fungi; Ascomycota; Sordariomycetes; Glomerellales; Glomerellaceae
Product: actin family
Exons: 4
Coding region: 414-1553 (379 amino acids)
Source: RefSeq, a predicted model, not a curated record